Molecule: messenger RNA, 530 nt
Organism: Eruca vesicaria subsp. sativa (arugula)
Lineage: Eukaryota; Viridiplantae; Streptophyta; Magnoliopsida; Brassicales; Brassicaceae
Source: the annotation of a GenBank genome assembly
UUCAUUUAUUCCUCCAUCUUCUUUUUGUCUUCUCACCAUCUUGUCUCUUUUCUACUUGAUCGGAACUGAUAAAAAAAAAUGGGAUCUUCGAAGAAAUCUCAAGUCAUCGCCGAUGGUAAAACAUGGGUCAUCGCCGAAAUCUCUAUUCGAGCUUCAUUGAAACCGAUUAAGACGAAACUGAGGAAGCUCGAGAGAGAAACAGAAGUUGAAGAUGAAGAUUGCUGCGUCACUCCCACGGCGAAAGAAGCCAAGGUCUCGGAGAAACUGAUAUGUCCGCCGGCUCCAAGGAAACGCCGACCGGCGUUGAAGUGUCGGAGCAAUGUCGGUGUAGAGUACUUUGUGCCUCCUUAUGAUUUGGAGAGUGUGUUUAUACGACGCUGUUAAUGUAAAACGAUAUGUACUCUUUUGUCACUUUAGCUUCAGUGUACUAAAAACUUAUAAUAGAUUCUUUUAUCAAAAAUUUAUUGGCUUUUAUUAGUCUUGUCUUAAUUUGAUCUUUCAAGAAAUCUAGAAAACAAUAAAGGAAUUCA